Messenger RNA from Ilex paraguariensis (yerba mate), 603 nucleotides. The record is from the annotation of a GenBank genome assembly. Lineage: Eukaryota; Viridiplantae; Streptophyta; Magnoliopsida; Aquifoliales; Aquifoliaceae.
AUGGCUAAUGACAAGAUAACGAAGGCAUGCCUAAUAAAGAUUUUUUAUGAUCUUGGUUUUUUUCGAGAAUUUGAUUUCGAAACUCUGUACUCUUACGAGUACGAAAAGGAGAAGACUGAAAGGCUGGCUGAUGAUAUUCUUGAGUGGGAGUCAGAGAACUCUUAUGACUUCGAAAAGGCAAAAACUGAGAAGCUGUAUGAUGAUAUACUUGACUUACUGCCCUCUGAUCCUUUUGAUAUGAAUAUAAGUCCUCCGAUUAUGGAAAUCACUGGUUGGAAUGAGGAUCUUGAUGAGGAUUUUGGACUAAAAAUUCUUGGGUUUGGUACUGAUGAAUUGGAAGUCAAGAAAGAAGAUGAUGAACUGCUUGCAAAAUCGAAUUUUGAUUCAAACAACGCCAUGAGUUCUUAUCAGGAGCUUGAUGACAAGAAAACAGAUGAAAAAUCAAUUGGGUCUGUAUUGAUUGAAGAAUUUUUGAAAGAUAAAUAUUGGGAAUCACAGAAAUUCAUUGAGCGACAGAGAAGAAAGACAGCCAAAACAUUUGCUGAUAGUGAAGGGGAUAUUAUGCUUAUUGGUGUGAACCUGCGAUGGUCCCCGGCUCCAUGA